Fusarium sp. VM40 is the source of this 342-nucleotide messenger RNA. Lineage: Eukaryota; Fungi; Ascomycota; Sordariomycetes; Hypocreales; Nectriaceae. The record is from the annotation of a GenBank genome assembly.
AUGGCUCGCGGCGAGACUCAGCAGACCAAGGUCCACUACAAGGGCGGCGACGACUUCAUCAUCUUCAUCGAUGAUGUUGAGACCUACCAGAAGUGGAAGACUGACAAGAGCGUCCCCCUCGCUCACUUCAUCUCCUCUUUCAAGAUCUUCGUUACUCACGGCCAAGGAGCUCAGGGAAACCUCGAUGCCGCCUCCAAGGCUGAGCUUGAGAACGAGUUUGGUACUCACGUCGACGACGAUGUCAUCAAGCAGAUCCUUGAGAAGGGCGCCACUCAGACUACCGAGUUCCCCGAGCGUCAAGGUCCCAAGAACGAUAGCAAGGGCUCCAUGACCUCCCACUAG